AUGCGCUCUUGCUUCAGCUUCCUCCUCAUCCUGCUCCUCGGGGUCGCCUCCCUCGCCACCGCCGGCCGCUCCACGAAUGGCAACUGGAGCUGGAUAAAUUGCGGUCGACUACUAACAGAUCCCAUGCUUCUGACCACAAUCUCCAUCUCCCCCGACCCGCCGGUAGUGGGUCAAAAUGCCGCGAUGGGCAUCAAGAUCAACGUUAGAAAACCACUUGACGACACCCCUAUUCUCGCCAACUUCACCCUGUGGGAGCACAAGGGCGCGAAGCCCGUGUCGCUAGACGACGUCGAUUUGUGCGCCCUCAUCCGCAUGCACAACCCCGAUGUUCAAUGCCCACCGAAGAAGACGGGUGAGAUGGCGUUCGACAUCCCGAUGGAUAACUUCAAGAAGGAGUGGGGGUACUUUGGCUUCAACGUCCAUGCGGCGUAUGCAAACGGCACCGAGCUUGGUUGUGCCUCGAUCAAGUACGGCCAUGAAUGA
Molecule: messenger RNA, 483 nt
Organism: Cordyceps fumosorosea ARSEF 2679
Lineage: Eukaryota; Fungi; Ascomycota; Sordariomycetes; Hypocreales; Cordycipitaceae
Exons: 2
Coding region: 1-483 (160 amino acids)
Source: RefSeq, a predicted model, not a curated record